This is a messenger RNA of Drosophila takahashii, 729 nucleotides long. RefSeq lists its product as uncharacterized. NCBI's taxonomy places the organism in Eukaryota, Metazoa, Arthropoda, Insecta, Diptera, Drosophilidae. The record is from RefSeq and is a predicted model, not a curated record.
AUGAAUUUCACUAGUUACCUCCUUGGUCUGAUUUUCCUUUUAACGGUCUACUUAGACUUGAGCAACUCCUUUGUGGCCUUCACAGCUUCCAGUACCCAUGGUAUAUUUGCCGCUAUUGCUGUGCCUCUCGAGUUGCCCCAUCGAAAUGUGUUUGUCUCCUACAAUUUUGAGGCCAACUACAAUUUACCCACAAACUGGGAGAAAUGGACAAUAUUUCAAAAUGGUCCCAUAGAGUCGGAGGAAGUGGUGGCAGAUACGGAUACGGAGACGGAGGCAGAGUCUUCUCGAAAGUUGCCUGCUGACUGUAAAAAUUGCACAGUGGAGGAAAAUGAAGCUGGUGGGGAGGAAGUGGAUGAAACCACUGAAGUAGUCUCCAAGGAACGUAAAGUCAGAUCCCUGCUAACACGCUCCAAUAUCUAUCGCAUAUUUAUAGACAAACUUAAAAGGAGUGGCUUCCAAGGUGAAUCUUGUUUGCUUCGCCUGAUUUGUGAGACAAGUGCUGCUCAACUAGAUGAAUUCAAUGGCGUUCUGGGCAGUCUAGUGCAUGUUUUAUUCAGUCCCAGCACAUCAGAGUCUGAGGAUCUGCCCCUUCGUUAUUACCAAGCGGAACACGAUGGUUGGAAUGACCAUUGCCAUUUUUAUGAACCCGGCUGUGGCGAAAGUAUUCUAGAUCUAAUAUCAGAACCUUUUGAAGAGAUUCUAAAACACAUUGAACACAAUAAAAUAUAA